Molecule: messenger RNA, 696 nt
Organism: Clonostachys solani
Lineage: Eukaryota; Fungi; Ascomycota; Sordariomycetes; Hypocreales; Bionectriaceae
Source: the annotation of a GenBank genome assembly
AUGGCACCUAAAUCGUCCUUGGCAGCUGCCGCCACUGCCGUUCUUGCACUCACCUCGUCGGUGGUGGCCGCGCCAUCUCAGUCCGUCGCUGAGCGAGACGACUCCGGACCCAGCUUGACAACUCAACUGACCAUCGCGGAUUCUACCGUGGACAAGUUCAAUCUCCUCAAGGAUGAGGACUUUGUCUUCGAUUUCAAGACCGGUCCGCUGGCCUAUCGCAAGAACUUUCCCGCUCUGUCCACCGUAGGUGGCGCCAUGGCAUAUGCCUCGCUCCCAGCUUGCGGCAUGGUUGCCCUCCAUCAGCACCUCCGAGCCAACGAGCUGUUCGUCGUCACCUCCGGCAAGAUCUACUCCGAGAUGGUCCCGGAAGCCGGCGUCGUUGCCAACGGGGCUGACAGGAUCAUCAAGACCGAGCUCACGGCUGGUCAGAUGACGAUUUUCCCCCAGGGAACCUUGCACACCCAGGUCAACAUGCAGUGCCAGAAUGCGAGCGCCGUCGCCUCGUUCAACUCCGACGACCCCGGUACCAUCAUGGUCCUGCCCAAGGCCUUCACCAUGACGGAUGGGCUUGUUCAGACGAGCUUCGGUACCAUCUUUGAAGGCAAGGACAUCGACUCUGUGAGGCAGGCUCUGCCCAGCGGCGCCCUCAUGAUGGUGGAGGAGUGUCUCAAGAGGUGCAACAUGACCAAGAACUAG